AUGACAUUUGUACCACCAACUGAAGAACAAAUUGAUGAAGCACUUGGUGAUACUGCACAGUUGCCGACAGAUAUUCAAAAAGCUCUUACGAAUCGAAUCAACGAAAGUUUUGCAUCAAUACCAGAGCCUGACUAUUGGGGAUGGCUAAAUCAACGUCAAGAAUAUGGUCAAACAUUUAAAUCAUUCGAACAAGUUGUUUCCAAAGCAAUUCCUCACUCAACGCAAGUAUCGUCCAUUUCAAAAGAAAAGGGUAUUUUUGUAAUAACUGUCAAGUGGUGGCGAGCUCCACCUCUUGAAUUGAUUGGUGAAUUCGCCCAAGCAUUCUUUUUGGGAUGCGAUGUCAAAAUUUUACCGAUGGUUGAUUUUACUGAAUCAAUGCCAAAUCGAAUUAACAGUGGAACUAAACAAAUUCAAUAUCAAACAAAAGGUCUGUUUGAAUACCUUGCUCAUACACGAAGUCAACGUAAUGCACGUGAAGAAUUGUUAUGUGUUGCUGUGACCAUGGCCGAUAUUUAUCCAGAUGAAACAUACAAUUUUGUUUAUGGACAAGCUCGAGUCACAGAUAGUUACGGUGUCUAUUCGUUUUCUCGUCUCGAUCCAUUAUUUCCCAUGCCACCACACAAAUCGAUGAAUAUGAAGUUAACUGAUGUGGAUCGUACAAUUAUUCUUCGACGUUGUGUCAAAAUUCUUCUUCAUGAAAUCGGUCAUCUUUUUGGUCUGAAACAUUGCAUUUAUUAUCUAUGUCUAAUGAAUGGUGCAAACAAUCAAAUUGAAAUGGAUCAACAACCACUUUUUGUCUGUCCAGUUUGUUUACGUAAAUUACAAUCAUCUCUAAAGUUCAAUAUUGAACAAAUGUACAGAAAAUUUUCAGAUUUAUGUGAAAGAUAUAAUCUUGAUUUCGAACGCGAUUGGUAUCGAAAACGACUUGAUUGUAUAUCAAUUUAA
This is a messenger RNA of Rotaria sp. Silwood1, 945 nucleotides long. Lineage: Eukaryota; Metazoa; Rotifera; Eurotatoria; Philodinida; Philodinidae. The record is from the annotation of a GenBank genome assembly.